This is a messenger RNA of Paramuricea clavata, 521 nucleotides long. The record is from the annotation of a GenBank genome assembly. Lineage: Eukaryota; Metazoa; Cnidaria; Anthozoa; Malacalcyonacea; Plexauridae.
AUGGCGACCGAUACAGUUAACGAAAGAGGGGAUGAACGGCACAUCGAGAUGCUGAAAAGAUCGUUGCGAGUACAUCGUGGAAAGCUAUCGAGAGCGAUUACUUCAGGAAAACGACUUGCAGCAAACGGAAUAGAUGAAUCGGCCAUCGAAGACCUCAAGGAAAGCAAAGCAGAGAUCAAGAGGUGUUAUAACCAAAUGGAAGAGGUAACGAUGGAGUUACAAAACUUGGAUCCAGAACAGCUUGACGAUUACAACGACGAAUUGGAUGUCGAUCGAGCGCGUUUUGAAGAGGCACGAGAGCUAGUAAUGAAAGCGAUCGCAACGGCAAAUGGCGCGGCAAACAACGAAUCGAGAAACCGCGAGGUGAGCAAUGGAAGAGUCAACAGAAUCAACGAAGCAUUGAAACCCGAGAUUUUGGCGAAAGAUGCAACACCUGUCGAAAUGCGUCACUGGGUGGAGGCCUUCCAAGCCUACUACAUGUCUAACCGGAUGGAUACAUUGACAAUUCAAGAGAAACAAUC